This is a messenger RNA of Chlamydomonas reinhardtii, 1014 nucleotides long. RefSeq lists its product as uncharacterized. Gene Ontology annotation, cellular component: cytoplasm. Lineage: Eukaryota; Viridiplantae; Chlorophyta; Chlorophyceae; Chlamydomonadales; Chlamydomonadaceae. The record is from RefSeq and is a predicted model, not a curated record. Gene Ontology annotation, biological process: axoneme assembly. The transcript is spliced from 4 exons. Bases 107 to 574 code for a protein of 155 amino acids.
UAAACAGGAAUACGGAACACGAACUGACCACAUUGCGACCGGCAACCGCUGUGAGGCGCAAUUGUAAUGAAACACUAGUCGCUCUCCCAAGGACGACCGCCAAAGAAUGGGCUGGGAGUUUACUGACCACCAUGUGCGUCCAAACGUCUUUUACUGGGCGCCAAAGGCGCACAAGGAGCGCGAGGAGGUCAAAACCCGGAGAGACGCAGCGCAGGCGGCCUAUGAGAAAGCUAAGAAAGCCACGGCGGAGGGCCGGCACGCGGAGGCUGAGCAGCUGCUGCUGCACAGCGUCACUGCUUGGCCUGACAACCCGCGCUUCAGCCACGCCCUGGCCCACUGCAUCUUCCUGGACCGCGGCCGGCCCGCAGACGGCCGUGGCGCCAAGCGCGACACGCUGGCUGAGAUCGUGGAGGCGGAGCGGCAGAUCAUGUUGUGGGAGCGCAAGAUCCAGCUGGAGAAGGAGAUGCAGGAGGUGCUGGACCCCACGGUGGGGCAGGACGUGGUGGCGGAGAUGAAGAAGGAGAUCCACCGCAUGACGCUGAGGCACACGGAGCUCAUGAGGCUGCAGGGCUGACAAGCCCUAGUGUUUGGGGGAGGGGGAGGGGGAGGGGAGGGGAGGGGAAGGAAGGGGAGGGGAAGGAAGGGGAGGGGAGGGAAGGGGAGAGGGGCUUGCUUGCCCUAGGGCAAGGAAUGCGGGAGGUACCAAAGUGGGGAGGCUGGAGAGGGGAGGAGGUGCUGGUGAGAGGAGGUGUAGGCUUGAGAUUUAGGGGGAAUGGCUGAGGUGUGGAUGGCGUGGGGGAGCGGGGAAAUGUGUGGCCGCGCCGAGCCUGGUGGAAAGGCACCGAGGUGAGGGAACGGGAGAGGGGUCGAGGACUGGUGAUGAGGGUAGGGAUGUGCAAGGUGGUUGAGGUGCAGGGGGCAUGUCGGGUUGAGGCUAUGAGUGAUUGGUGCGGUGAAGCGGUUGCACCAUGGAGGGGGGCAGGGGGGAAGUUGUAGAUACCAGCCGAAACUAAA